This is a messenger RNA of Tarenaya hassleriana, 1067 nucleotides long. RefSeq names its product probable LRR receptor-like serine/threonine-protein kinase At3g47570. Bases 29 to 769 code for a protein of 246 amino acids. NCBI's taxonomy places the organism in Eukaryota, Viridiplantae, Streptophyta, Magnoliopsida, Brassicales, Cleomaceae. Gene Ontology annotation, molecular function: protein kinase activity; ATP binding. The record is from RefSeq and is a predicted model, not a curated record. Gene Ontology annotation, biological process: protein phosphorylation. The transcript has 5 exons.
UCGUCUUUGUUGGUCGAUUGUCGCAGGUAUGAACGAUACGAGGAAAAAAGAUUGGAAAAAACUUAAAGAAAACGAGUUUCAAAAGUUAACCGGAUCGUGUCAUGUAUCAGCAACACCAUCGGGUCACUUCGUCGAGAAGAUUAAGAAUGUUUCAAGGUUAAGCCGAUCGUGUCACAUCCUACCAAUACGGAGCCUCCGAUGCGAUGGAGUCUUCCAUAAAAUCUCUACUCCUUGUAUCCGUCGCAGCACCUCUCUCUCCCACACGCGCGGUUAUGCUCAUGUAAGUGAUUUUGGGUUGGCCCGGCUCCUCAGAAAAUUUGAUCAAGAAUCAUCUCAGAACCAAUUUAGCUCUGCCAACAUCAAAGGAACCAUCGGUUACAUGCCACCAGAGUACGGAAUGGGAGGUGAACCGUCGGUAAUGGGUGACGUUUACAGCUUUGGAGUCCUCGUAUUGGAGAUGUUCACAGGGAAAAGACCUACGGAUGAAUUAUAUUCCGAGGAUUUCACUCUCCAUAACCAUACAAGAUCAGCAUUACCGGAGCAUGCGAUGGAUAUCGUAGACCGUUCUAUUCUGGUGAAUGCAGUUCAUAUGUCAGGUGCUCGUAUGGGCCGUGAUGCCAUGGCCGAGUGCUUGGGAAUGGUUCUCGACGUGGGAAUCAGGUGUUCUGAAGAAUCUCCGACGAACAGGACGGCCAUCGUCAAGGCUCUUAACGAAUUAGUUUCAAUCAGAAAGAGGUUCUUCAAAGCGAAGAGGGCAGUCAAGCAGUGACGUUGUGAUGCGUCGUAUGUUGUAAGAACGGCUAGUUUUUUUUUUUUGGUUCGGGGGGACACUGAUAAUGGCCCAAACAAAGGUUCUUCAAAGCCAAGAGGGCGGCUAGGCAGUGAUGACGUGAUGCUUCGUUCACAAAAUGCCUAUUGACAUUGUCGUUUCCCGUUUGUUAAUGUUGUGUUGCUGUUUUUUGGUUUUUCGUUAUGUUUUCGUCUUUUGUGUGUGUUGAUAUGUAAUAACGGUUGUUUUCCAUUCGGGGGAGACAAAUGAGAAAUUUACUCCAAUUUCUUUGUCACAA